AUGCUCUCAAGCCAAGAGCCUCCCCUGAUAGUUGUGUUGGGUGGGAUUAACAUGGACCUGGUCACUAUGACGGACCGGUUUCCUGGAGCCGGCGAAACCGUGGUGGGGAACCGCUUCCUUACCUACGGCGGUGGCAAAGGAGCGAACCAGGCCGUCGCAGCCGGACGCAUGGGGGCAAGAGCGGCCAUGGUAGGACGCGUGGGUGACGAUGUCUUCGCCUCCCCGGCGCUACAAACCCUUGUUGACUCAGGGGUGAACAUUUCGCCCGUGGGAAUUACUCCGGACACCAGCACCGGAAUCGCUGUCAUUAGCAUUAACGUAGACGCCCAAAACCAGAUAAUCCAGGUUUUGGGGGCCAAUAAUACGUGUGGGGACGAAGAGGAGGCCAAGGUAAUGGGUCUCCUGGACGGGGCAGCGGCACUAUUGCUGCAACUGGAGGUUUCGGUUGAACUGUCUCUCCGGUGCGCGCAGGCCGCGAGAGCGAAGGGAGUCAGGGUGGUUCUUGACCCGAGUCCGGUACGGCCGUUGCCAGACGCUUUCUACGGAUGCUGCGACAUCAUUACACCCAACGAGACCGACGCCCAGGCUUUGGUGGGUAUGCCGGUCACCGACCGGGAAACGGCAGCACAGGCCGCAGGGACGUUGUUGAGCAGAGGGGUUGGCACUGCCAUUGUCACGCUGGGGCCGCAGGGCGCUUACUAUGCCACGGCGGAAGGCGGAGAGUUUGUGCCAGCUUUUGCAGUUGAGGCCGUUGACUCGGUAGGGGCUGGAGAUGCUUUCAAUGGUGCUCUGGCCGUUGCCCUGGCCGAAGGUCGAGACUUGGGGGAGUCGGUCAGGAUGGCCGCGGCAACCGGGGCAAUGUCAGUAACCAGAAGUGGGGCCCAGGACUCAAUGCCGACGCGCGAGGAAGUUGAAGCCUUAUUGCGUCAAUCCCCCUGCUGA
Molecule: messenger RNA, 942 nt
Organism: Geodia barretti
Lineage: Eukaryota; Metazoa; Porifera; Demospongiae; Tetractinellida; Geodiidae
Source: the annotation of a GenBank genome assembly